GCGCCGUUAGGCCCCGCCCCGGCCCCGCCCCCUGCCCACGUGGUUCCGGCGAAGGUCGGCGCCCAGCUCCGCUCGCCGAGCCAUGAGCGAGCUGCCGGCGGACGUGCGCGCCUUUCUGCGCGAGCACCCGAGCCUGCGGCUGGAGCCCGGCGCCUGCAAGGUGCGGUGCGCUCUGACCGGCCACGAGCUGCCUUGUCGCCUGCCCGAGCUCCAGGUCUACACCCGCGGCAAGAAGUACCAGCGGCUGGUCCGCGCCUCCCCGGCCUUCGACUACGCCGAGUUCGAGCCGCACAUCGUGCCCAGCACCAAGAAUCCGCACCAGCUGUUCUGCAAACUCACCCUGCGACACAUCAACAAGUCCCCAGAGCACGUGCUGAGGCACACCCAGGGCCGGCGGUACCAGAGGGCGCUGCGGAAGUAUGAGGAGUGUCAGGAGCGGGGGGUGGAGUUCGUGCCGGCCUGCCUCCUGCACAAGAGGAGGAGGAGGGAAGACCAGCAGGACAGUGACGGGCCGCCUCGUCCUAGAGAAGCGUUCUGGGAGCCCCCGUCCAGCGAUGACGGCGCCGCCCCGAGCGACAGCGGCGACAGCAUGACAGACCUGUACCCGUCUGAGCUGUUCACCAAGAAGGACCCAGAAGCGACUGGGCCUGGGGACAGCACUGACGACUUUCAGACCGAGGACGAGGAUGAGAAGCCGAGGUGCCCGCGAGAGCCGGGCCGUGAAGACAGCAGGGCCCUGGGAGCGGGCCGGGAGCGCGUCCUCAAGCGCAGGAAGAAGCGGUCCAGCUCCUUGAAAAAGAAGCUCAAAAAUCACCACCGCAAACCUAAGAGCUUCAGCUCUUUUAAACAGUCAGGUUGAUGAAAGGUCGCUCAUCGGAAGCUGCCCGCCAGGGUCCCCGCUGAUCCAGUUCCCAAGACCUGCUCCACGCACUCCUCGUUUGCUGCCCCUGCCUGCACGGCUAGGGUCUGACCCCACACCCAGGGAGCAGCAGGGACCCCGAAGGAAGACCUCCGUCUGGACGUGGUCUCCGGCGAAGAGCCCUGGCCAGGCCCCACCUGGCUGGAGGACACCAGAGGACCACACUGCAUACAACAAAUGCCAUUAUUUAUUUUGACGUGUCUCCAAAAAUCAAAAUGUUUUCAAACACAACUAAGAUAUAAAAUACAGCAUGAGAUUUAUACCUA
Molecule: messenger RNA, 1185 nt
Organism: Bubalus bubalis (water buffalo)
Lineage: Eukaryota; Metazoa; Chordata; Mammalia; Artiodactyla; Bovidae
Gene: SURF2
Product: surfeit 2
Exons: 6
Coding region: 83-859 (258 amino acids)
Source: RefSeq, a predicted model, not a curated record